This is a messenger RNA of Staurois parvus, 262 nucleotides long. The record is from the annotation of a GenBank genome assembly. Lineage: Eukaryota; Metazoa; Chordata; Amphibia; Anura; Ranidae.
AUGGGCACUGAUGAGGCUGCAGUGAUGGGCACUGAUAGGCUGCACUGAUGGACACUGAUAGGUGGCACUGAUGAGGAAGCACUGGUAGACAGGGGCGGACUGACAACUCAUGGGGCCCCCGGGCAAUAGGGGAUCAUGGGGCCUUGCCCAAACUCAAAAAAGCCUACAAAAAAGGUACCAGGGGCAUCUCAUGGGGCCCCCUACUGACCCCGGGCCCUCUGGAAGUGCCCGAGUUUCCAAAUGGUCAGUCCGCCCCUGCCCC